AUGGGUAAAGCCAAGAAGACGAGAAAGUAUGCCGAGGUGAAGCGGAUGAUCAACCCCAAGGACCUCAAGCCCGACAAGACGCCCGCGGCGCUGUUCUUCCGCUACAACACGCAGCUGGGGCCUCCCUACCAGGUCCUCAUCGACACCAACUUCAUCAACUUCUCCAUCCGCAACAAGAUAGACCUGGUCAAGGGCAUGAUGGACUGCCUGUAUGCCGAGUGCACCCCCUGCAUCACCGAGUGCGUGAUGGCGGAGCUGGAGAAGCUGGGGCAGAAGUACCGGGUGGCGCUGAAGAUCGCAAAGGACCCGCGCGUGGAGCGGCUGCCCUGCACGCACAAGGGUACAUACGCGGACGACUGCAUCUGCGAGCGCGUGAAGCAGCACCGCUGCUACAUCGUCGCCACGUGCGACCGGGACCUGCGCCGCCGCAUACGCAAGAUCCCCGGCGUCCCCAUCAUGUACAUCCAGAGCCACAAGUACUCGAUUGAGCGGCUGCCAGAGGCGACCAUGGGUGGCGCACCGCGUGUGUGA
Molecule: messenger RNA, 531 nt
Organism: Chlorella variabilis
Lineage: Eukaryota; Viridiplantae; Chlorophyta; Trebouxiophyceae; Chlorellales; Chlorellaceae
Exons: 5
Coding region: 1-531 (176 amino acids)
Cellular component (GO): nucleolus; small-subunit processome
Source: RefSeq, a predicted model, not a curated record